UGUAGCGGUGAAACCUCAGAGCUGUCACAGAAAGCGUCGGUCCGUCUCGCUGCCUCAGCCCACAGUCAUGCCAUCCAUCUCUAGACUUUACUCGUCGAACACCCAUCAAUAAUUAAGUUUCCGUUUAACGGACUUUCCCGGAGUUGAACUGGGCGGACAUGUUUCUUUAAGCGGAGCCUGGUGGUCGUGAGGAUUAUCAUUUCCUGACAGAAUUCAACGGAGCCUCACUGUUGUUUGGCGUGGUGCUGUUUUUGUUCAACUGCGACAGACCUCACAACACAGCGAGCCAUGUCUCGUAGGAGUUCUCGCCUGGUGUCCGGCGGCUACUAUAAUUCAGAUGAAGAAUCUGAUUCAAGUAGUGUGACAAACAUUUCCUACCGUGAAAACCCUGUCAAGGUUUUCAAGAAGAAGGCAGGGAACCGCAAGGCCGGCUCCCGCACCCCCAAUAGAGCCAACAGCAAUGCUAGUUCUGUCAGCUCAGAGCCGCCUAUCACUGCAGGCCAGUAUGAUGGCCUGAGUCCUUCUCCCUUGAGCAUCCAGACUCAGCCGACCAUGAGGACGUUGCCGUACAUCUCCACCACAGCCACCCCUCGGCCACCCCUGACCCCUUCAUCGAGCCGGGGUCAGACGCCCACGCGCUGCCCCUCAGUACCUCCAGAGAAGGGCCCCUACACUGGGCUCUGCAGCUCCAGCCAGCCAGGAUUACACCUCAGACCCAGCAACAAGGAGCUGAGUCAGAGCGGCGUGGACAGCUCAGGGUACUCGUCCUCUGAGGGUCCUCACAGGAAGCCCACAGCCACCGCCACCAGUGGUACCAGUAGAACCGGCAGUGACAGUGAGGCUCCCAGUGCUGGAUACAGAAGCAGAAUCAACAGUGCCUUCGUUAAUCUAAUGGACUCAAGUAAAUUGAUGGCCGCUGCAGCGCAGUCAAAAAUAAUGCAUGUGGCAGCUUUAGCUAAUACUUCAGUCAGCAGUCGCAUGAAGAAGGCUUGUUGUCUGUUUCUCCUCCUCCUCCUCAUACUUCUAUGUCUUUGGUUCCUUCUUCCCUGGUUUACCUCACUCUUCUCCCGCAUGGCUGUCACAAAGACCCCGACACAGACAAAACCUAAGAGUCAACCUGUUCUCCCAGCCCCUCCUCCUCCUCAACCCAGCACCAUACAUCCUACACCCGUGGUGGAUCCAGCUGUUGUCUCUGCUGUUGUGGAGGCGAAGAUGCAACGUAUUUUGGAUUCAGCCGCUGUGUCUGCUGCUGCUGUAGAAACAAAGAUGCAACGUCUUUUGGAGGAGCAGCAGCUGAAGCAGCAACAAAUUCUCUUUCAGAUGAAGGAGAGACUACAGCUGGACGUGCAUGAUAUGAAAACCAAGCUUGAGACUUUGGACUCAGACAGUCGGCUGCGUUUGGAGCAGGAGCUUGCGGAGUUGGGCAGGCAGAUGGUGGAUCACCAGACAGACAGUCGCUCUGCUGCCGCCAGCCUCAGCCUUAGGAUCCAAGCUUUAGAGGCCCAGAAUACUGAGCUGUCCCAGAAGUGGUCGUCCAUCCAGCUGAUGCCUCCUCCUGCCCCCUGUCCUGAUACGAGCACCGCCCCCGUCCAAAACCAACUCACUCCAGAGCUCCAACAGGCCAUGGAGAAGUGGUUCACUGACCGCAUCAAGGAGCAGGAUGCUGUCAGGCUCGGUGACAAAGGAAGCUGUCCAGACUGUGGACGUCCCAUGGCUGACAAAAUGGCCGACUUUGCACUGGAGACUCAAGGUGCCAGUGUGAUCAGCACCAGGUGUUCAGAGACGUAUCGUAUUCGUUCAGCAUGUGUGACCCUGUUUGGAUUCCCUCUGUGGUAUCCAUCUGAGAGCCCACGCACUGUUAUUCAGGGCUUCCCGGUGCUGCUCCCAGGGAAAUGUUGGGCGUUCCAUGGUGUCCAGGGGACUCUUGUGAUCUCUCUGUCUCACCCCAUCACUUUAACUCAUGUGACGCUUGACCACCUGCCACGCUACAACUCCCCCACCGGCCACAUCGACUCCGCCCCCAAAGACUUUGAAGUCUAUGGAAUGAAAAACGACACAGAAGAAGGAACACUGCUGGGAACGUUCACUUACGAUGAGAACGGAGAGUCAACACAGACGUUUAAGCUGCCUAACCCCAAUGAUGUGGUGUAUCGAGUUGUGGAGCUGCGUGUCCUCAGUAACUGGGGUCAUGUCGAAUACACGUGUCUUUACCGUUUCCGCGUGCAUGGAAAGAUCGCCUCCACAUGAGACGCGGCACUCGCUGACCAAGAUGAGACGGCUCAUUCCAACAUAUCAGUUAAUACCUUUGCAUUGUACUCUAUUUAAAGAAAAAAAAAAAAAAAAAAUUUUGCAUAUGAUGUCAUCAAUCUGUGCACUGUCCAGAUGGAGGGCAGGCAACUGGGGGCAAAGACUACAAACACAGCACAAAUGUUCCAAUCGAUCAAAUUGGGGAAAAAAUAAGGGCCACUUUAAGUUCCAUAAAUAGUAGGACGUAAAGGGGAGAAGUUAUUAAAAAAAAAAAGUCACUGAAAGAGCAGCAGAUCAAAAACCUUCAUCUUCAGUCUGGAGGAUUGGAGUCAACUAAUUUAUUUAUUUUUAAACUGUGAAACAAGACAAGAUACAUGUAAGGACACGUGAAAUAAGGCUACAUACAUACAUACAUAAAGAGACAUAUGACAUGACAAAACAACAAUUAGUGACUGUGGGUGUGUGAGUGUGUUGUAACUAAUGAACGACAAAUAUAAAUGGUGACAACGACAUACAUAAUAAUAGUAGUAAUGAUAGUAAUGAUGAUAAUAAAAUGAAGUAAUAAUCAACAACAACAUUAUCAUCAUAGGCUUUGAGGGGGGGGGCGAAAGAGAAAAUAAACAAACAAAUUAAGCGAAUAGAAAAAUAAAUGAAUAAUAAUAAUCAUAAUAAUAAUGAAAAUAAUUAAAGUAUAUAUACAUACACACAUACACACACAAUAAUCAUCAUCAUCAUCGCCAUCAUCAUCAUCAUAAUGGUAAUAAUAAAUAAAUAAUUAAACAAAGGGGGAUAAAUAAAAAUAAAGGGACGAAGAGAAGUGAAGGCUCUGCCUCGGAUCCCCACGCAGCCACAGAGCGGGCCGACCCCCGCCCAUGUCAACUAAUUUUAAAGGUAAACAUUAAAGUAUUGUGUUAAACGUACCACGAGUUGGAUGCAAUCGCAAUGUCGUGUGACAACUUCUCUGUCUCUUGCCAUGACCCAAAUUUUCAACGGCAUUCCACCAGACCUCUGGGAACGGGUGACUUGGUAGGUAGAAAACAGUAGCUAAAGUUAGCUAACAUUAGCUAGUAAGGUUAGCCUGACAGCGGUGCAUCCAUGUGCUAAGUUAACAUAUUAAAGACAGGAACAUUCAAGACUGAUUCAUACUUGGGCAUUCAACACUUUUAAAGAGUGCCACUCGACAGAAACUAAACAGUCGUGUGACUUUUUCAAUGAAUACUUCAUUGAAAGGUUUCAGUUGUCUACAUGAUAACCAGAGACCCCCUGCGUUUUGUUUUUUUUAUGGUCUGAGUCUAUAUCUGUUUCUGUUUAGUAAAGAGUAAUCUGCACAGACAGCGGCUUAAAUCCCACAAAUAUCCCACUGUAUAUGGGUUUAUCUUAUGAACCUUUUAUUUAUUAAUUGAUCAGCCACCAGUCCGUCUGAGCAGCAGAUUCCCCUUACUCUCUGUGGUGGGCGGGGAAAUAACAUCAAUGAAUCAAUAAACGCAAACACAGUUGGUUUCCUCCCAUGGUGCUGACAGCAUGGUGCAGGCAAUUUUCUGACGAUGCCUGCUGCCUGCAGGUUCAUCCAGCCCUUUUAUAUUGUCACUUUCCUCUAUAUCCAGUUCACAGUGUAUGGAUUCAUCACUUCUUGCCCUCCAUCUGAAUUUUGCACGUCAUAGUCACGUGAUUGCAAACAAGCUAUUUGAUGGUCUGUGGUGCGUUCAAGGCCAAAUGCUACUGAAAAGAUUUUUAGUGUUGAGCAGUGUCUCUCCUGUGUUGCUGUGUUUUUGAUUUUUAAUGUUAAAGUGACUGAAAUCAUAGGAGGUGUUUUUUGUGCACAAUUAAGGUGCACAUUGGACAUUUAAUUAAUCUACAGAAUGAAGUGUAUGAUAUGUUUCUUAAAAACCAAAAAUCUACCUAGUAAAACCAUUUUAGAGCAUAAAGUUCUGGAAACUUUAUGGUUUUGGUCAUCGGAGAGUGCCACAGAAUAAUUUUUAACUUUUCUUGUUAUUACUAUUUAUCAGGUUUUUCCUACUUAACAUUUGCAGAGCACACAGUCCUACCAGGGAGCUCCCCAAUAAAGUGAUGUGUCUGUAUACCAGUUUAGCGUUAAGGGCCGUGCUUCAUGGUACUCUGACAAAUUCAAAGGAACAACAGUGUUGCAGAAUAACUUUACUGACUCUGGUUGCAAGCUUUCACCUCAAAGCUUCCCGCCACAACACAUAAGUGACAUAAAUGGAGUUUAAAAGGCUUGUUUCUAACAUGCUCUGUCCAUUUUUGGGCACUGAAUUGAUUUGAAUAUUUAAUAUCUUUACAACAUGAGGUUCUGUUUCAUGAAGUUCUCAAUCGCACGUUGGUUUCCUGUUAUCUUGAAUGGUUGAAGCAGCUGUUGCACCAUUUUAACAGGACACUUUCGAUAUUUGGUUGUUGCUGAUGUUGUGACUGAUGGGAUGUACCAUCCUAUAAACAGUAGGUAGAAUUUAUACAGAGGGCAGCAGUGAAUGUUUUUUAAUCAGUGUUGUUUGAUUUAUUAUUCCUACGAAUUAUAAAAUAUGCAGCUUACCGGUACUUGAAUACUAGACAACCUCUUUUUCUAACCUUUUAAAAGAUGUCAGUCCGACUUCAUGACAUUCUACUUCUUUGUACAUAUUCACAACACAGAUUUUGUAUGAGAAAGAAAAGUGUUAUUUAUUUGCAAAACGAGAAUAUUCAAUUAUGAUUUCGUAACAGAUAAAUUGAUAAAUGAGUACCUGUUUGGAAUUCACACAACAGACAACCUAUGUCAGUGUCAUUCAAUCAUUCCCCAUGUAUUCUUUGUGUGUUUGUUAUACAGAACAUUUACAGAAAAUAUUAGAUACUUGUUUGUUUGUUUUUUUUGUUUGUUUGUGUUUGAUGAAGUGCACUAGAGAUGAAUCCAGGUAAAAAUAAAAAAAAAUCCAUUUCUUACCGAUUUCAUUUAUUAAAUAUGUACUCGUCUUUAAGAACAUUUCCUUGUUUUCAGACAGUUGUGAUUUGGAUCAUCACAAAUUCAGCAUCAGGAAUUAUUUAUAAUAUACUUCUAUAUUUUGAUAUAAUUUUUGCAGUUUAUAUGAAUGUGUAAUGUUAGUGCAUUGCAUUUUGUAUUUAAACUGGUGAUUGUAGUUAAUUCAUUACAAAUAUUUAAAGCUUGAUUGUGUGUAACCAUGAAUUAUGAUUUGCAAUGCUUACAAAUCUUUAGGAACUCCUCGGUUGGAAGCACUAUAAUAUUUGUUUAUAUUUUCUUUCACUUAUAUCACCUAAAAAAGGUGAAAUUUGAAGUUUAUAUUUUUGAAAGCUGUUGAACAGCCUGUACAGUCUAAAUGCUUUUAUCUUUGUGCUCUUCACUGAACACACAAUAACACAGGCAGCUUCAGUCUCUCAGAUUCUUGUUAGUGUUUGCAGAUGCACAAACGAAGCUUAAGUUUAACAGUUAAUCAGGUUCAUCUCUUUCAUACAUGUCUGACAAUGUAAGUUUAAUUUUUCUCAGUUUCAAACAAGCCUAACUUAAACAGUAACUUCAGACGUUCAUAUCCGUUGCUGCCAAUUAUUUUCUCUUUGAAUUAAACUGAUUUAUGUGUCAGAAUCUGCCUGAAGCGUUCUCCAGAGUAUUUGACUAUCAAUGCCUAUUUGUAAGCCAAACUCGGAUGUUGUCUGAUUUCAUAAAUAAAACAUUGUAAUACA
Molecule: messenger RNA, 5928 nt
Organism: Epinephelus moara (kelp grouper)
Lineage: Eukaryota; Metazoa; Chordata; Actinopteri; Perciformes; Serranidae
Gene: sun2
Product: Sad1 and UNC84 domain containing 2
Exons: 17
Coding region: 289-2247 (652 amino acids)
Biological process (GO): nuclear envelope organization
Cellular component (GO): nuclear envelope; meiotic nuclear membrane microtubule tethering complex
Molecular function (GO): protein-membrane adaptor activity
Source: RefSeq, a predicted model, not a curated record